GCGGCCGUGUGCCGGGCUGCGAGAUGGCCGCCGGCGCCGUCCUGGGGCUGUGGCUGCUGGCGGCGGCGGGGCUGUGCGGCGGGGCGGCGGCGGGCAGGUCCCCCAGCUGCCACGAAGUGCGGACGGCGUUCCAGCUGCGGCAGAUCGGGCCCCUCAAGCUGGUCCCCGACGUGCCCACGGCCGAGUCAGAUUUACAGAUCUGUCAACACAGGGCACCGACAUGUUGCACCAAAAAAAUGGAAGAAAGCUACCAGGCAGCUGUUCGGAGAGAGAGGACUCAAAGUAUCCAGGCACUGAACUUCGAACUGAAGUACAUGAUUGUUGGUCACAUCACAGCUUUUCAAGGUAGGAACUUCUGA
This is a messenger RNA of Empidonax traillii (willow flycatcher), 359 nucleotides long. Its product is annotated as glypican-5-like. NCBI's taxonomy places the organism in Eukaryota, Metazoa, Chordata, Aves, Passeriformes, Tyrannidae. The record is from RefSeq and is a predicted model, not a curated record. Gene Ontology annotation, cellular component: extracellular region; cell surface; plasma membrane. The transcript has 2 exons. The coding region runs from base 24 to 359 and encodes 111 amino acids. Gene Ontology annotation, biological process: regulation of protein localization to membrane; cell migration; positive regulation of canonical Wnt signaling pathway.